Hydra vulgaris (swiftwater hydra) is the source of this 1890-nucleotide messenger RNA. RefSeq lists its product as uncharacterized. Gene Ontology annotation, biological process: regulation of store-operated calcium entry; mRNA splicing, via spliceosome; G protein-coupled glutamate receptor signaling pathway. Gene Ontology annotation, cellular component: cytoplasm; nucleus; plasma membrane. Gene Ontology annotation, molecular function: G protein-coupled glutamate receptor binding; RNA lariat debranching enzyme activity. NCBI's taxonomy places the organism in Eukaryota, Metazoa, Cnidaria, Hydrozoa, Anthoathecata, Hydridae. The record is from RefSeq and is a predicted model, not a curated record.
UUAUAACAUUUCCCACAAAGCGACAAAUACAAAUAGAUUUAUUGGCAUCUUCAAUUUUUUCCGUUGAUAAAAUACAUACUGUGUUUUUAAGUAACUUUAAAAAUUAGUUUUUUUUUAAAACACUUAUAUAUCUCUAAUUAACGUUUACUUCUAAAAUGAUGUAGUCAUUCUCAACUCAGCUCACGCUUACUUUCAAAUGGGCUUAAGAUGAGUGAUGAUCCACCGCUAUGUACAUUUUUUGCUCGUGCCUUUCAAAUCGAUCCUAAUACAAAGAAAAAAUGGAUACCUUUGUUUGAUCAGUCUGUGAAUGUAUCUUUUCAUUAUGAUACUAGCAAGUUUAUCUAUAAGAUCUUUUCUGAAAAUAAUGGAGAAGUUCUUAUCAAUAGUACAAUUACAUCAGGAAUGUCUUUCACAAAAACGUCUCAAAAGUUUGGGCAAUGGUCAGAUGCAAAGUUAAACACUAUGUUUGGUCUUGGCUUUACUUCAGAAAAUGAUUUGGUGAAGUUUUCUGACAAGUUCAAUGAAUACAAGAUGCAUGUUUGUAAUGGAACAUCACCAUUGUUAUCUAAUGGAAGUUCCUCAUUGUUUUCUAAUGGGAUUUCUCCACCACAUUCAAAAAUUAUCAAUAAUAGCCCUCUAUCUGUAUCUCUUUCUGCAAGUCAAAGUGGAUCUAUUAUCUCAUCUGGUAGUACUGGAAGCAAUGAAGAAGGUAGACGUUCUCCACACAGUCGUCAUUCAUCAAAUAGCUUUAAUGAAUCAAAUCUCAAAUAUGAAAAUGAUAGAUUAAAAAAAGCUUUAGCUCAAAGUUCUGUUAAUGCAAAGAAGUGGGAAGUCGAAUUGCAAACACUGAAAAAUAAUAACGCUCGUCUUACUGCUGCAUUACAAGAAAGUUUGAUAAAUGUUGAAAAAUGGAAAGAGCAACUCCAUAACUACAAAGAAGAAAACAGCAAGUUGAGAAAAAUGGUUGCAACUGGCACUGAAUCAAAUGAAGGAUAUUUUUCAUCUGUUCGUGGUGUUUCUUCAUCUUCCAAUCAUAAAAUGCUUGAGCAAUCUUUUAAAGAAGCUCAAGAGAAACUUCGAAAGCGAGAUGAAGAAAUCAAGCAACUUUCUCAUCGUGAAGAAUUGAACUCACAACAACUUAAAGACAACGAAUUUGAUAAAAAGAUAAAAGGGAAAUCGGUUUGUUUUAUUUAUAUGCGUAUAUUAAGAUGAAAAUCGCGGUUGAAGGUUGCGCUCACGGUGAGCUAAAUAAAAUCUAUGAAAGUGUUGCGUAUAUUGAAGCUCGAGAAAACAUUAAGGUCGAUCUGCUUAUUUGUUGUGGGGACUUCCAAUCAGUUCGCGACCAAAAAGAUAUGCAUAGUAUGGCAGUUCCACAAAAGUUUAUGGAUAUGAAAGAUUUUCACGAAUAUUAUUCUGGUAAACGAAAAGCUCCUGUAUUAACUUUAUUUAUUGGUGGUAACCAUGAAGCAGCACUUUUUCUGUGGGAAUUACCUUACGGUGGAUGGGUUGCAGAAAACAUUUAUUACAUGGGUUAUGCUGGCGUUGUCAGCUUUGCCGGUUAUCGAAUAGGAGGAUUAUCUGGUAUUUAUAAGAGCGGAGAUUAUUACAAAGGGCACUUUGAAAAACCGCCAUUUAAUGAAUCUACUAAAAGAUCUUUCUAUCACGUCCGCAGUUUUGAUGUUGCUAAAAUAAAACUUCUUGCUGAUGAAGAGAAUCCUAUUCAUAUAUUUCUCAGUCACGAUUGGCCAAAAGGCAUCUAUAAUCAUGGUAAUUGCGAACAGCUGUUACGGUUUAAGCCUUACUUUAAACAAGAAAUUGAUAAUAAUGAGCUUGGUAGUGAUGCUGCUGAUGAUAUUUUAAAAGCAUUAAAACCAGCUUAUUGGUUUUCUG